AUAUUUUCAACAGUUUAUCGUAUUAUCCUACACACACUAACAAGACCAUCGCUCGAUCAUUGAAAAUCGAAUUGAAGCUUCUCUGGCCUCGUGUUUCAAGUCAAUAUAUUUCAUCUAAAUCUUUGCUCGUGAAAUGGCUAUUACGAAGCUUAUCUCAACUUUGAUCGUUGAUCAUCUUUUUGUCGCGGUUAACAGACGUGAUUUUGCAACAUCGAUUGUAAAUGGAAGCAUGAGGGGAAGUGGAGUGACAAUGGUGAAAAAAGGAAGCGAAGAAUCAAAGAAAUCGACUCCAUGGGUUCCAGAUCCCGUUACAGGCUACUACAAGCCCGAAGGCCAAACAAACCAGAUUGAUGCAGCAGAGCUUCGUGAAUUGCGUGUAAAGCAAAAAAAUCGCCAUCAAUAAUUAAUCAAACUUGUUUCUGAUGCAUAAAAUUAAAAGAUAUAUAGAAACGGAUUAAUUAAGGGGGGGUGGUGAUGGAAUGAACACAUUACUAAUACUGUCGAACAUAUGAUCGUGUUGUUGUUUGACAAGAAUGAAUUGAAGGAUUUGCAAUUACACUUGAAUGUUGUAUUAUAUUUAUACAUAUCUUUUUUUGUAAAA
This is a messenger RNA of Erigeron canadensis, 601 nucleotides long. Its product is annotated as protein SENESCENCE-ASSOCIATED GENE 21, mitochondrial-like. NCBI's taxonomy places the organism in Eukaryota, Viridiplantae, Streptophyta, Magnoliopsida, Asterales, Asteraceae. Gene Ontology annotation, biological process: response to stress. Bases 134 to 403 code for a protein of 89 amino acids. Gene Ontology annotation, cellular component: mitochondrion. The transcript has 2 exons. The record is from RefSeq and is a predicted model, not a curated record.